UCUACAUUGCUUGCAAUCGGCAUUUAAAAUAGCUCACAUGUGACGUGAUGUUUAGAUUGUAGUUAAUUGGGCAAGCUGAUACUUCGCAACCUAAAAUAAAAUCGUGCACGGUCGCCACGACGCCAACGACGCGCCGUUCUCGCGUGUCUUCUUCAAAAAGGGUUACCGGAACCCCAACGAAUGUGCGAAGUCUGGACGGUCUGCUGCAUUUGAGAACCGCGAGACAAGUUCUUGUUACUUUGCUGAACUCUUUUUAAUAUCAUCUCUGCUCUUGAUUCAAAUAGCCUUUGAGCUUCUAUAGCAGUCAAGCGCCCGAGAGGAGACGAGAGAUGCGAAGCGCCUGUCGCAAAGAAGCGGCUCACCCCGCGAUCGCUAUCAGGGAUCCUGUCAAGGAAGCGUUAGUGAACGAGUCGGGGAGUUGUGGAAGAUCUCCCGUUGUCGAUUUCUUCGUCUCUGCUUGGGAGCGACAGCCGAAAAUGGACUACGACAUAAACGUUAUAAAGGAAGGGUACUCGUUGUUGAGCAAGGACGGCCGCACCAUGGUAGCGAAUGGGACAUCCACCCUUGUACGUGGACCUGGCUUCAACAUCAUUGUGGAUACAUUGUCUGCUUGGGACAAGGACUUCCUUGUGGAAAGUCUCUCAAGGCUCGGCGUGUCCUGUGAUGAAAUCAACUAUGUGGUCUGCACCCAUGGUCAUUCAGACCACAUCGGAAACCUGAAUCUGUUCCAGAGGGCCACCCACAUCAUUGGCACCACAGUGUCCAGUGGAGACGUAUACCAGCUGUGCACUUUUGAAAACGACGAGCCUUAUAGGAUUGCAACUGACGUCCAAAUCAUUCCCACACCAGGCCAUACCUUGACUGAUGUCAGUGUCGUGGUGAAAACAGCAAAACUGGGCACAGUGGCCAUAACAGGCGACUUGUUUGAGAAGGAGGAGGACAUUGACAACCCCAAGCUGUGGAAGGAGGUAGGUGGCAGCGAGGACCCACAACAGCAGUGCAAGAGCCGCCAGAUGAUCCUAGAUGUAGCCGACUACAUAAUCCCCGGCCAUGGACCCAUGUUCAAGGUCACCGAGGAGAUGCGAGAGAAGCAUGCGAACCUCUUGGAGUCUCACAGCAUCGAGGAUGGCAAUUGACGCUGCACCUCAGCUAGGAUGUUGUGUCGUAAAGCCCAUAUUCAGCUUUAGUUAAUUAUUAUAGACACUGUCUGUGAUGAUGAAUGCGAAGUGGCAGGCAUAGAAUUGGGCAUGUCACCACAGACUAUGCCCCUCUUUCCUGUGAGUGAUUUCUGUGUCCAGGCUGACUGCAGAAUGUGCUCUUACAGCAGUAUUAUUAGAAUAGUUUUGCAACAAGGAAUUACAGAUUUGUACGCCUGACUGUAUACAUGUUAUAAAGAUCAGAUUGAGAGCCCUACAAGGGAUACCAAUGGCCAUCCUCAGGAUUUUUUUGAAUGCUUUGUUAAAAUGUAAAGCAGGGGAGAAAAUUAACUAGUUCCUCAAACAAGAGCUAGCUCAUGCACUGACCUGCCCACUUGCAUAUCAUCCCAACUGCAGCAACGAGGUGUGUUGAAUUCCUAAAUUAAGAUAACCAAGUACAGUGUACCUCAUUUUUCAAACAUUUGUCUGCUUUAAAGUUUGCUUUUAACAAGCGCUUUGCAUGCACUGUAAUUUUUUUUUAACAUAUACAUAGGAAUGCCUAUUCUUUGCUUAGAUUUGUUCUCGUGGUUAUUGCUUUAAGCUUAAUCGUAAAAGAAGUACCCCAGAAUGACCCGAAUGUUUUUCUUGUAAAAUGAUGCUCCAUAGUUCUUCAAGGCUACAGUAUCCAUCUGUAGCUUAAGGCCUCCCGUGUCAACCUGACAAAGGUCGUAGCUUAACACAAAAUUGUUUCCUAGCCAAGAGUGUAUGUAACCUGAGAGCACUCUUUUCCUGCCACACCCCACAAGUUCAUUUUUGUAGUUCAAGGAAGGCAAAAUUUUAGCUCGGAGUAAUCCACCACACGGUUGAAUAAUGACUUAUGAGAAAUUCUGCACUGAACCAGCCAUAACAUUAUGUUGAAAUUUCGGUGCUAAAAGUAGACAAGGAUGGAAAGGAACCACACGACACAAGCACUAAUGUUAUUUUCGACAUCAACAUGAGCAUGAAAUUUCGACACGAACGCGUAACUACCCACUCAGUAUAGGGUACCCUCUUCAGCAUAAUUUCAUCAAAAAGCUAGGAAUUAAAUUUCAUGUGUCUUAGUCUUAUUAAUUUAAGUCAAGUGACUAAAUAUCGGCAGAUUAUUGUUAGAGAUGCUGCAUAUGCUUUAUGAGUGCCAACCAAUAGAUGAAAUGGUGCUUAUCAAUUUGAUGUAGUAUGAAAGCUGGUAAUCAUAAUUACAGUCGGCAUCAAACGUUUACAGACCUCUAGAUUUUACAGACCAUUGGCGCGCCCAGUAAUGUGAUGAAGCACGCGCUAGGGCGCUCUUCUGUGCUCCUUUUAAGCCAGAUGAGAAAGGAGAGUGCGACGCCACUUGGCUUACUCCAGUUCAGUCUCGGCUUCCCACACGUCUUUCUUAGUCAUGUUUAUGGCACGGGACGUUAAGAUAGCUAGUGACGAAUCGAACCUUGGCCUUUGGCUCGGGUUUCGCCAAAAAGCAGUUCAUGGGAGCAAGAAAUUUUGUUCAAAAUAACCAUUGCGCCGUUUUUGGAAUUAUAAUUCGUUUCUCUAUUAAAAUACAUAGGACUUUGCUAGGAUCAACAGAGCUGUGAGAAGUGUGCAGAUGAAAAGGAGAACGGGAAGGGGGGUUGAUGUAAAUCGCGCCAUCUAAUACUCAUGUUCGAGGGGGACAGCGUGAGGCGUGCCAAUGAAUGGUGGUGUAGGAAAAAAGUAGGUCAAUGGAGGAGUAGGGUGUGAGAGGAGUUCGCAUUAGCGUUGGUUGUAUAUAUGGGGCUUUAGGUUAGUGGUCCUGCACAUUUCAUCCCAGCUACAACUAUGGAAAGACCACUAGUAGUGUGUACUCCUGAGGAAGAAGCUGCCUACUGCGAGCGUGAGCGAGAGUUGGUUCGUGAACGGGCUCGUCGUCGUAUGGUCGACCCCGAGCUGCGUGCCAGAGAUGCUGAGUUUAAACGGCAGUGCCGGGAGGCCGAUCCCAAAGUGCCAACCGAGGCGCAGAAACACAUCGGCAGCACCGGGAGGCAGAUUUGCUGUUCGACCGUCUUGAGUUGAAGGGGCGGUGAUAUUUUUUUUUAUACCUUCACAAAAAUAUGAACCCAACAAUAAUGAAAAAACAGGUGGAAAGAAAUAAUUUCUUGCACCUUUCUCUGCUCAUUGUGGUCAAUAAUUGAAAAUCUUCACACAUUUUAAAGCGUACCUAUAAGGUAUUGCAAGCAAUAAAUGAAAAAGUCAGCUCAGACCUAUGGUGCACUGAUACAGGAUGUCUUAUGCUCACAAUAUAGUUGACAUUGCAUUUGAGAAACAUUAAAGCAUCUAAUGGCUGCCUCUUUGCUUGAGGGAAUAAUUGAAGCUUUACACUCUGUAGACUGAAUUAAAGGACUACUGUGACAUAAUUUCACUUUGACGAACAUGUAGAGUAUGUAGCAUGGAAAUAAGCUUUGCAAAGCUGGCAAGGCUGGCAAAUGUCUAAUGUUCUUAUUAGCAGCCUUUGAAUAGCACCUAAGCAGACAAUGCAUGCACAUGGUGGUUAGCGAUAUGAUUCAAAUGCCAGCAUGUCGCCUCCCAAGAUUUUCAAGCAAAACAAAGCAAAAACUAUGUAUUUGCUAGGUUUCCAUGAUGCAUCCACUGAUAUUGCAAAUGAAAAUUUUGCUCGGGGGCUGCUUUAUACCUAUGCUAAUUGAAACUAGGCUUUUUAUGCAGUCCAACACUGUUUUGCAGUUGGCAUUAAGGCCUGAUUUCAUAUCAUGAGAUGUUGAUUGGAUACUUGGUCUUUGCGUUUGAUAUUGUUUGAUGUUGCUACUGAGUGUAUUGCACUUGUGUAUGCCUGCUGUCUUUUCAAAGCAUGACUGAAUGUCAGCACAGUGGGCUUUGGGACCUGACAAGUUUACCUUGGUGCUGUUGUAUAACCUGUAAUAUGUUUCGUGAGGAAGCAUCUACUACAGCCCCCCCUCCCCUUGUUUUUAUACAGUUGGUCUAUGAUGGUAUUUGCUUGCGAUAAUCAAGUUCUUGGUGUAAAGAAUAAGCAAAUUUAAGCCAAAACAUUCUGCUCAUAGAAGAUCCAGCUGCUGACAUUUCUUUCAGUGUUUCAGUUACUGUGUGUUAUAAAUGUAUGUAGUUGCUGCUAAAAUAGGAAUAUCUAUGUUUUGUUUUCUUUUUAUGUGUCCAUAGGCAUAAUUAAAAUGCAACCACUCAGGUGAACAGUUACUGCAAUUACAUUCUGUUUUCCUUCGCCCAUCAAGUGCAUGAAUCUUGGUUCAUGGAGAACUACAGAGUUUAUUGACAUAUUGUGUAAUAUUGUCAGUGAAGGCCUGAUUUCAUGUCAUGAGAUGUUGAUUGGAUAGUUGUUUUUUUAUCAGGGAAUGGGAAGCUGCUGGGUUUACAGAAAUCUAAAGCAAAAUAUGUUGCAAGCUUAGUUACGUAUGUAGUGGUAGAGCUUGUCUUUGGCAUUGCUAUCUUGUGGCCAUGCUGUGGAGCAGAUUUGAGGUUUGAAUGUGCCGAGCAUUUUUCUCGACCCUGUGUUUAAUGUUAGUGUGUAUACUGUCUAAAGUUUAUCUUGAGCAUAGCUUGGUUUUUAACACACAUAUCCUGGAGGCCUUGUGGCUCACUGUGGCCAAUAACUCACUUCAAGCUGAAAGUGAUUGCCUUUUCUUGCUAGCAGACUGCUAGAUCUCAUUUCAGAUCUCAUCACUCCAGGUCCACCUCUUCAUUGUGUAUCUGUUUAGUUUGCUUUCUAUUGUUUAUGAAGUCAGAAAAGCACUAGAAGGUGCCUUAUGUGUUUUUUUUUUUUUUUCAGCUGAAUGAAAAGUACCUGGUUAGCGUUUCACGUUUCUAUACUCUAUGUAUUUUAUUUCUUAUAGUUUUUCUCUCGUGUCUAUUUAACAACUCGGAACAUUUGUACUAAUUUGCACUAGCCUUUCUGCACUGUUCGCACAUAAUGCCUUAGGCCUACUUUCAUGCUUUGUGUUAAUGGUCAUUCAUGCAUCACACAAGGACUUCUCUCGUUCCAUUGAUUUGCAUGAAAAUGUAAGAGGUUGUUGCAAGACUGUAAUCCUCCUGUCUUUGGAUAUAUAUAGUAAUCUGUUACACAUGUAGCAGGCAAUGCUACGAAGGCUGGAGAUAGACUUAUUUAUUAUUUAUUUAUUUAGUACCCUCAGGGCUUAUGCAGUAUUACAGUUGGGAGAUAAAUUAAGAAAUAAAUACAUAAAGUGCAGCUAGUACACAUUCAUAACAAACACUGUGUUAACAUUUGUGUGUUCAAUAACAUAUUUGACAGCCGGCAGGAAACAAGGCACGAGGCAUGAAAUAAUCAAGAAUGAAAUAAGUAAAAAAGACUGUGUGCUGAAAAAUUAAUGCAAAUAGAAACUUACUGCGCAUACAAAAAGACAAGGCAUCAUGUGCUGUACCCAUGCUGAUCAGGCACUUAUUUUUAUUAUGCUGUGCAAUCGGAGAGGCAUUUAAGAAAAAUGAUAAAACUUAUCUCAUUGCUCACAUUCGCGACCAAUAAUAUAAUUUGAUGUAAAAUUAAGUUUCAUACUUUGAAGUCCCAAAAUAUGACGUAUUUAUUGCAUGAGAGGUGUCCGAUAUCUGAACUCAUUUACCACCAUACGAGCUGAAUGACAUAUUUAUGCGCCCAGUGGCCACAGCACUCACAACCAAAAUAUAGUAUGUUGCCUAUACUGGAAGCGCAAAUGUGCAUGAGUAAUGUGAUUUGACAUAAACUUGCUUUCACAAGUAGAUCUUCUGUAGAAAACGUCGCAGAUCAAAAACAAAUGACCUGGGAAAGGCACGGAGUGAGACCUUUAUGACAGGACUAGUUGCGUAGCUUCCGUUAUGUUGCCUGUUAAGUAUGAAACACUGAGUAUAGCUCUUGUCAUGUGGACCAUUGCUUGUGCAGUGCUCAGCAUUGCAUUAGUGAUAACUCCAGAGAAUGUUCCAAAUGCUUGCAUCAUUUGCUGUACUAGCCUUUCUUGCAUUGCAGCACUAUUGCUUGAUAGUUGAGUACAGAGCUGCUUUUGCUUUGUCAUGGUUGUCAUGUAUGUCAUUCUAAUGGCAGGGAGACACUGCAAGCGUAAUUCAUCUGUGCUAGCCUUGAAUGCUCAUUCAUAGUGGUCACUUCAUUUAGUGUUUAGGAGACUUGGCGGGACAUUAAAGAGAAACACUAAAUCGAUGUAAACAGAUAAUGUUCUUUCAGAAAUCUAUUUUUGUUAAUUUCACAGCAGGAGCUUGAGCACUGGAAGAAAAUAGCUUUUAACUUCAAUUUGUUUUAAAUUUUGCAUCAAAACAUCAUCACGAGUACAUUAGUGUGAUGUCAUGGAUGUAAAAGUAUUUUUUCAUAUUUUUGCCUUUGUGGUGGGAUUCACGCAUCACACACACAAAAAAAAAAACACUUUUUGGUGCAGUAAAAGUUGCCGAAACUUGUAAAGUUCAAUUCUUGACUCAUGAAGAAUACAAUGUAGUCUAUUUUUUACUGAUAAGCAAUUAAUUAGGCCUGAGCUUCCGCCAUCAAAAUCCGUGAUUGCCUUCAGUUGGUGCAAGAACUUCAAGGCAUUGUUGUCGCCAGUCUUUCACUUUUCUGGCUUACUAAGCCUCCUCUCGCGAUAAGAGUGGCUUUAUUGUACUGGUAGAAGGGUAGCUUGCUAAUGCAAAUUGGCCUGCUUUUUCUCCUUAGUGUUUUUUUAAACAUGUAAAGAUCAUUCUGAGCUGAUUUGUGUUUACUGUAGGAUAAAGCUUUCUCCCAGAGUUCUCCAACUACUCCUUUUUCUGAGCCAGCCAAAUCCAACCCUCUAAAUUUUCUAGUCUUUUCACUUCAUCUAAUCUUUUGUUGACUGUAUUAUCUCGCCUUUGGGACCUGUUAAACCGCUCAUCUCUCAAACGCGCAGAAUAGGCAGCUUGGCACACUUAAGUAUACAAGCACUUAGUUAUCUUUCUGCAUGCUAAUUGACUGUGUGUGAAGCGCUCGACUACCUACUGAUCCCUACCCAUGAAUGUGGGAGCGUUGACACCGUCACCAAAGGUGGGGGGGGGGCGAUGAUUUUGCACGCCCUUUUGUCAUGUUUAAAUGCCUACGGCAAAGGACCCACAAUGGCAAGCACUUUUCAUGCAGUCUAUGACUUGGGCGGAGACGGUGCCAAGAAUUCCCCAAUUGAAGAACAGCCCAGUCGUUGAAAGCUCAUAGAGGCCAGCAUAGUGACAGUGUAGGAUUCAACAAAAAUGCUCCUUUGAUGGAGUGAUUGUAAAUUGCUGGUGUGUGUGUCACUUCUGGUGUUCUAUGAGCGCAGGCCUGCGGACAAAUUACGCAGAGACGGGAUGACAGAAAUUAGAAGCAACCUUGCAGCAAGGAAUCGCUAAGAGUGUAGGAUUAAGAGAGAGCGAGCCAUGAUGGGAAAGAGUGCUGGAUGCUUGCCUUAAGUCAAACAACUGUGCUAAAGAGAUUAGACACAACCCAGUAGGUGGUAGCUUAAAUUCAAUUAUAACCUCAUUGGCUAGGGGAAUGUUGAGGCGGGCCAGCAGUUGCAACCUCUCCUCUUUACUUGUUUACUGAAAUGUAUUUAAAGGCUAUAUGGAACCCAUUCCUUUCAGUCUAAGCUGUAAUCACUGAACUGACAGAUCAGUAAGACUCCAUACGAUGCAACUCUAGUCUGAGUCCUAAGCACUUGGUGGUUGAACAGUGAGACUCAGUUGGUCAUAUGUAGGGACAGUUGUCCUAGGCUCUAACUUAGUAAAAGUAGAAGAGUAAGGCACUGUUUACUUCUGUGUUUAUCAUCAGUGUUCUUCUGCAAACUAUGCAUUUGACUGAGUAAAUGUUUUCACUGCAAUAUAUAUCCAAGCUUGUUACUUCCAACCUACCUCUUGCUUCAUCAAUGUCGAUUAUCACCUUGAAGACUUGAUCAACUUCAAGGAAAAAGAACAAACUUUACUGCACCCAUUCUGUUACUCUCCUGUACCAUGAGCUAUCUGUUCUACACAGUACAUGACCUGCCAAGUUUUUAUUCUUAAUCUGAAUUAGAAUAUAAUUUAAUUUAUACUGCUACCUUGCUAUCUCCUAAUGUUAUGCCAAUUGUUAUGCUGUUGUCAUUUGUCACUCCUUGUGCACUUCUGAGCUUCCUGUUGUGAAUUAAGGAUCCUACACCGUACUCUCCAAUCAGAAUCAGAAUUUUAUUAUUAUUUUAUUUAUUAUCAGUAAGGCCUCUGUAGCAGAACACAUCGCCAUUACCCAGCACAGUGUAUGCCUUACCACUCCUCCUAACCUCACUUAGCCCUAUGACAUCCCAGGCAUUGCGUAAAAAUUUGUCAUUUUUGCAAGGGUUGUUUCACUCUUUAGGGUUGUUGUGUGAAAUGUUGCCAAGUUCAGUUUCCAAUGGCAACCUAUCCAGGUGCAAAGAUUCUUGGAUCCCUCUGCUACGUAGCAGGUCUGACUGCUACCUUGAUCUGGGGUUCAUGCUGUGCAGCCACUCAGUACUGUGGGGCAAAGGUUAAGUGUGAUGGUCAUGUUGUAGGUAGUGGCCAGUUACUGUGCCAGGGUGGCCAAUCCUGUUUGGCGAGGGAGUGUCGUUUGUAUUUCAGUGAGCCUUUUGAAGUAUAACCUUACUGACCCUCCAUACUUUUUUUUGCUGGAUCUAACACCACGAAUUGAAGUGUGAGAAAGUCAGUGAACAAGAGUAUGACUUAGCAUUUUCUAGGACUCGUGUAUGUUGAUAUUAAAAAGCUACAUCAUCUUAAAUAUAAUUUUGGUGUUAGCUUCAUAAGACUGCAUGGUGGCACUGAGAUACAAAUAAAUUACAUAACUAAAAACGUUUACAAUUACUGGUAUUUAUUACACCAAUUUUUCAUAUAUCAGCGCCGCUAUGCAGUCUUGGGGCCCUUUAGAAUACGUGCGCCGUGUUGCAGCUCAUAUUCCACACGACUGUGCAAGUUGUAAUUGACAAAAGAAUUAUGGCAGAGCUGAGCCAAGACUUGGUUGUGCAUGAAGCGGAAUCAUAUGUUAAUGUUUUACAUCACCAAACAGUGAUCUGACUUAUGGUGGUGGCCACUUGUAUGAAUGUGCUGAGGUCUGCUUUCCACUCUUUGGUGGCUUAAUUUGAGAGAGCUGAUAGGCAUGUAUGGGUGAGAGACCUUACUUGGCAAUAUGUUCCAGGCCAUGCCUUGUCUGAUUUUGUAUCACCUUGGUGGGGCUGUUCGUUCUUCAGUAGUAGCAGCAAAGUGUACACCGUGUGAUUCCUUGUGGAGUCUGAAUUUCUUGUGGUUUGUUACACGCCUUGAAUUUUAGGGGAGGUGUCACGAAUGGGCUUAUUGCAUGUGCUCACUUGCUGGCCACAUUGCAUUCUACCCAGCUUAUUGUAGUGCUGUUGUAAGCACUAAUUUCUCGUGUCUCUGCCAAGCACCUUCUUUUCUACAGGUUAGUCGAGGAUAUAUUCAUGUAAGAAAAAUUGUUCGUCUCUGUGUAUAUAUGACUCUAACUUACCAGAAAAUUGGACCCCUCUGUGAUACUUGUUCAUCAUGUCACAGUGAUAUAGUGGGUCUAGGUGUGUAUGCAGUUUGUUAGUGCGAAUUUAGCAAAUGACUCUUGUGCUUGCUGUUGUUGCAAGUAUGACAUUGCAUUUUCUGUAGCUAGAGGAAGGUUGCUUUAAGCAUCCUUCUUGAGACUUGUGACAUGCUUGUUUACAUAGUGGAUUCUACAAAGGAUUUUUCAGGAUUGUACCAAGAUAUUUGCAAGUAUUUUUGCAUUUUUCUAGCAUUUUGUAAGUGCGUUUUGCAAGAACAGAAAGAAUACGCAAGACAUGCUCACCUAAAUGAUGCUGCAUCUGAUCAUUGAGUCAUUAUUUGUGACCAUUGUAACUACAGUCUUGUACUCUGAAUAAACAUAU
Molecule: messenger RNA, 10015 nt
Organism: Dermacentor silvarum
Lineage: Eukaryota; Metazoa; Arthropoda; Arachnida; Ixodida; Ixodidae
Product: metallo-beta-lactamase domain-containing protein 1-like
Exons: 6
Coding region: 330-1136 (268 amino acids)
Source: RefSeq, a predicted model, not a curated record